AUAAGGUCACGCAGUAACUAAAUCUGUAUUGUUGUUGACCUUUGGCAGCAUUCCGCUCCUGGUUAAAAGCUCCUUGAUUUCCACCUUAUAACAAUAGCCUGUCCUGUCCCGUCCUCCUCCUUCCAAACCCUCUUUAGGGACGGAAAACCUCCACUGAAAGUUGACAGAUAUGAGUAGGAACAAUGGUCAAGGAUAAGGCAGCGACGCAGGGAUCUCAUCAUGAUUACUGUUAAUAAUUACAGUCGAGAAUAGCCACAGUGACAUUUUAUUGAUGGCUAAACAGUCGGCGACCACAGUUGCGUUCCAAAUGCUGGAGGAAGAAGGGAGACGUUUGGAUUUGUAGGAGUCAAUCAGGUAUGUGACCGAAAAUAAUGGGCUUGCUUAUAAACAGGUAGAGGAAGUGAAUAUUUCCUGUGUGAGCCUAUCGAGCAGCACUCCGUCUGGUGUGGCUCUCGCUUUAUCAACCCUGACAGAUGAUCCAGCUCCUGCUCUCUCUCUCUCUCUCUCUCUCUCUCGGAGUCUGGAUUUUCAGAAACACAUAGCGGAGACGCAGCAGCAGCAGCAGGAGGUCACCCAAGGCAUCAGAAGCGGCCAUGAUGAAGCAAGCAGGGGUCAAGCAGUAUGUGGUAGCCCGCUCGCUGUACUCGGAGGAGUCCUUUGCAGAGGAGCACGAGAAGGUCUACAGGCACCGUAAGACCUCGCUGGACCACCUGAAGCAGUACUUCACGUGUGACACCAGACGUGCCAAAAAUGCGAUUCUCUCCCUCUUGCCAAUCAUCGGCUGGAUGAAGAUCUACCGCAUCAAAGAGUGGCUGCUUAGCGAUAUUGUGUCAGGGAUCAGCACUGGACUCGUUGCUGUUCUGCAAGGGUUGGCGUACUGUCUCCUGGCUUCUCUUCCACCCUGGUAUGGUCUCUUCUCUGCUUUCUUCCCCGUGGUCAUCUACUUUUUCCUUGGAACCUCAAGACAUAUCUCAGUGGGUCCGUUCCCGGUGCUUUGUCUGAUGAUUGGCUCGGUGGUCACCAGGCUGGUACCAGACGAGGGCCCGCCCGCUAACAUCACGGGUUUUGAAGGCUUGACCAGAGAUGAGCAGAGGGUUUUGGUGGCCUCGUCUGUGACCUUCCUUGCUGGCAUCAUGCAGCUGGCCAUGGGCAUCCUGCAGGUGGGCUUCGUGGUCAUGUACCUGUCAGACACUCUGGUGUCAGGUUUCACCACCGCAGCAGCCAUCCACAUCCUGGUGUCACAGCUGAAGUUUGUGCUGGGCCUGCAGGUCCCUGGAAUUAGUGGACCACUCUCUAUUAUAUAUGUAAGACAAACAGCAAACCGAGGGGCGCUUUCAUUAUUUAAGUUCCUUGCUGCUUGUGUUUUUGUUACCUGUUCGCAGACUCUGGAGGUCAUCUUUGGUAAGAUCCAGUCCACCAACGGUUGCGAUGUGAUCAUCUCCUUGGUCAUCAUGCUGGUGGUGUUCAUCGUGAAGGAGCUGAAUGACAGAUUCAAAGCCAAGCUGCCUGUUCCAAUACCCAUAGAGGUCAUCAUGACGGUCAUUGCAUGCGGAGUCUCUUACGCGUUUGACUUCAGGACGAAGUAUGGCAUCGAUGUUGUUGGACAUAUUCCAAAGGGGUAUGAGCCUCCAAUAGCUCCAAACGUGCACGUCUUCCAGGAGACAGCAGUGGAGGCGUUCCCAAUGGCCAUAGUGGGUUUUGCUGUGGCCUUCUCUGUGGCAAAGGUCUACUCGGUGAAACACGACUACACCAUCGAUGGAAACCAGGAGCUGAUCGCUUUUGGAAUGAGCAACAUUUUCGGAGCGUCCUUCAAGUCUUUCGCAGCCAGUACAGCUCUUUCCAGGAGUGCUGUGCAAGAAAGCACAGGGGGCAAAACGCAGAUAGCUGGUUUGCUAUCAGCUGUCAUCGUGAUGAUCGUUACCGUGGCCAUCGGAUUUUUACUGGACCCCCUCCCAAAGUCUGUGUUGGGUGCUGUGGUCAUCGUCAACCUGAAGGGCAUGUUGAUGCAGUUUCAAGAAGUGCCCUACCUGUGGAGGCGGGACAAGCCAGACUGUGUGGUGUGGUUGGGCACCUGUAUCGCUGCCGUCUUACUGGGGUUGGAUCUCGGGCUUGCAGCCGGUCUCGGUGUGGAACUCCUCAGUGUGGUCCUCAGGGCGCAGUUCCCUCGCUGCAGUGUCUUGGCCAACAUUAAAGGAACUGAUAUCUACAAGGACCGAAAGGACUAUGCUGAUAUAUUUGAGCCAGAGGGGGUCAAAAUCUUCCGGAUCCCGUCGCCAAUCUUCUUUGCCAACAUUGAGUUCUUCAGGAGCAAACUGGUGGAAGCUGUUGGAUUUAAUCCACUGAGGGUGCUAAGGAAACGAAAUAAAGCACUGCGAAGGAUCCGGAAACUUCUAAAAAAAGGAUUUCUCCAGUGGACAUCGAACGGGUUCCUGAACACCUCAUGCGGACCAAUCCAAGAGGAUUCCGAGUUUGAAAACAACAUGGAAGACCUGGACCAGCCCACAGAUUUCAAGGACCUGCCUGCGCGGAUCGACUGGAACGCCGAGCUUCCCGCCAACAUCACAGUUCCCAAAGUGGAUCUCCGCAGUCUGGUCCUGGACUUUGCUGCUGUCUCCUUCCUGGACGUCUCUGCUCUGAAGGGACUUAAAGCAGCACUGAAAGAACUGAUUCGGGUUGAAGUGGACGUCUACAUUGUUGCUUGUGAUCCUUACAUCCUGGAGAAACUGCACAACUGCAGCUUCUUUGAUGAAGAAGUUGAGCCGCGAAUGUUCUUCCUGACACUGCAUGACGCCAUGCUGCACAUCCUGGACAAACAUCCGCAGUGUAUGGAGAAGAAAUCCAACUUUGACAAGAUUGUGACAACAGUCACAAUUCAUAAUCCUGGUGGAAGUCUAAGGAGCAGAGACAGAAAUGUACCGGAUUCAGAAACCAAACUGUAACGCCUGAAUGAUUGCUUGCUUUGUAAAAAUCUCAAAAGACCAAAGGACAACAGCGGUAAAUGUCUGUCAGAUCAAUAAUGCACUUAUGUGAAGACAAUCAGUAUGUAAACAUUCUAAAUGUAUGCAAGCGGUAGUGGGGGGUUUUCAUACUGUACAUAGACAAUUUGUGGGCAUGUUGCAAUGUAUUUUAUAUGCUUUAUAGUUAUAUACUGUAUAUUUUCAGGAUAAUGAUAUUAAAUUAAG
This is a messenger RNA of Dunckerocampus dactyliophorus (ringed pipefish), 3182 nucleotides long. Its product is annotated as chloride anion exchanger-like. Gene Ontology annotation, cellular component: membrane. The coding region runs from base 594 to 2939 and encodes 781 amino acids. The record is from RefSeq and is a predicted model, not a curated record. Gene Ontology annotation, molecular function: chloride transmembrane transporter activity; sulfate transmembrane transporter activity; oxalate transmembrane transporter activity. NCBI's taxonomy places the organism in Eukaryota, Metazoa, Chordata, Actinopteri, Syngnathiformes, Syngnathidae. Gene Ontology annotation, biological process: transmembrane transport. The transcript is spliced from 20 exons.